AAAAGCAAAUCACUCAAAUGGUGACACAGCGCUCUGACUACUUCAGUCUCCUGCCUAUGCCAUGGCGCCUCCAACUCAGCCCGAUAUGAGCCCCACGAAGGACGUCUCGUCCCCCUGCCGUGUGGAGGACCACGACGUCGUGAUGGAAAACUCCGACACGCCGAGCACCCAGUCCGACUCCUCCGACAAAAGACCCGCCAGACCCCGACGUGUCAAAAAGGCCACAUACUUGGCGCGUAAAGAGGAAAAGGCCGUUUUACUUCAAGAAUUGAGCAUUUUACAAACUCAAUUGAAGCAACUCAAGCGCCAAACAGCUUUCGACGCUGCAAAAGCCGAACAGGAACGCAAUAGUGUGCAGCGAGAACUGUCCAAGGAACUUGUGGCUGGAGCGUCAAAAACCCACCAAUUGUCGGUGGUUAACCUCCAGUCAGCUCUGUCUGGCUACGUGAGUGUGCAGCAACAUGUUCCAUUCGAGAUGUGGAUUUAUCUAGGUACCGAUUUGGAUGAGAGAAAAGAAACGUUAGCUGCGUUGAAAGAGAGGAAACUGAGGGCUUCCCAAAUUUAUAUAGUGGAACGCACGAGGUUUCUAGAUCCUAUUAGUCCAUUCGCGGAACAUUCGAGAUUCGUGGCUCAGAAUGGAGACUACUGUGCGCUACGGUUCGAUAUCACACCGUACGAAGGGAUUUCGAGUGUGAAGAAAGUGUACGAUGCACUUUAUCACUAUUUCACCCACAUGGAGAUAUGGGUGACUGACAUUCUGGGAGGAGUGACGAUCAGAGAGGACGACGACAGUGCCGGUGACGGCAUUUCACAGAACCGACUGGUGUCUUCGUUGACCAAUGGAGUGGAAAUGGAGAUGAACAACGUCAUGUACUCAGAGUAUAGAGAGUAUGAUGACGAGUUUGGAGAUGGAGGAGCGUUUGGAUUGUUCACAGCAGAUUUUGUAGACAAGGACGAAUUGUUUCCGUAUGUACCAAAAGAACGAGUUCGGUACGACGUCACCGCCGUGUUGACGGUCAAGGCCCAUCAGCGUAAUCAGUUGAACGCUGCUGGGCAGCUGGAGAGCGAGCAAGUGGUGGUGCUGACUCGAUCGUGUCUGAUUAAACUUCGUCAUGGAGAAAUCCCCUUGGCAUCCGAGACGGCACAUGAACUGCGUGAAAGUGCAGGCAAAUGGGGCGACGUGAUGCUGCAAACAGUUCGCCAGCUAGUGUAUCGGUGAUGAUUGAUAGUUGACCAUUAGUCUAGCUAUAUAUUACCAUUCUGUAUUCACGAGAAGGUGAGCGGGGUCAACAUGCAGACGCUAAGGUUAACCAUGACGCCUCAGCAGAGGUAUCGAUGUAUAUGUAUGUAUAUCAAGCUACAACAAACGCUAAAUCUAUAUGAAGACAUACAUGGUAGUGUUUCGAUUAGCAGGUGAACAACUGAUGACCUAUUAGUCGGUAUUUCGUAUCAAAUCCAUUAAAACUUCAUCCACUACAACUUAGGAUCCAAGUGAAAACAAUAGGCAACUUUGUGGCCAACUGCGAG
Phytophthora nicotianae INRA-310 is the source of this 1527-nucleotide messenger RNA. RefSeq lists its product as hypothetical. The transcript is spliced from 2 exons. The record is from RefSeq and is a predicted model, not a curated record. The coding region runs from base 62 to 1219 and encodes 385 amino acids. NCBI's taxonomy places the organism in Eukaryota, Oomycota, Peronosporomycetes, Peronosporales, Peronosporaceae.